CCACAUGCAUAUUUCAUGGAACUGGUCAUUUAUGUCGCCAGCAGGAGAGUUUCUUGGCCGAACCAAAGUGCUCAAAUGGUGAUGAGCCUGCGGGUGUCGGAGCUGCAGGUGCUGCUGGGCUACGCUGGGCGCAACAAGCACGGACGCAAGCACGAGCUGCUGACAAAGGCGCUGCACCUGCUGAAGGCCGGCUGCAGCCCCGCUGUGCACAUGAAGAUCAAAGAGCUCUACCGACGGCGUUUCCCUGCCAAAAUGGUUUCCCACUCAGAGCUGGCCAUGCCCGGGCCGCACCACCCGGCCACAGCUGGAAUGGUUGGAGGAGGCGGCGCCGCGCUGCCCGCUGGCCUGACGCAGCUGGCGUACGAGGGUCACGCCGGGCACGGUGGCGCCCCGUCGCCCGCUGCCUUACUGCCUCUCUCGCUGCUCGGUCCCGGGAAACACGAGCUGACCGGGCUGACGCACCACCUGUCCACCUCGGCCACGCUGCACCCUGUCCACCCAGAUGUCAAGCUGCAGAGGCUGCCCUUCUACGACAUGCUGGACGAGCUCAUCAAGCCGACCAGUCUAGGUGAGAGUUGGUGUAACAGCAGAGCAUCAGACAACAGCCAGCGAUUUCAGGAGACGUGUUUUGCCUUCGCAUUAACGCCACAGCAAGUCCAGCAGAUCAGCAGCUCGAUGGACAUCUCGGGGACCAAAUGUGACUUCUCAGUUCAAGUUCAGUUGCGGUUUUGCCUGUCGGAGACGAGCUGUCCUCAGGAAGACCAUUUUCCACCCAAUCUGUGCGUGAAAGUCAACGGGAAGCCAUGUAACCUGCCGGGUUAUCUUCCUCCAACCAAAAAUGGCGUGGAGCCUAAGCGGCCCAGCCGGCCCAUCAACAUUACCUCACUGGUCAGAUUGUCCACCACAGUCCCCAAUACCAUUGUGGUGUCGUGGACCGCCGAGAUCGGAAGGAGUUACUCCAUGGCAGUGUACUUGGUGAAGCAGCAGUCGUCCACAGUGCUGUUACAGAGACUACGGGCGAAAGGCAUCAGAAACCCAGACCACUCCAGAGCACUCAUCAAAGAGAAGCUGACAGCAGACCCGGACAGUGAAAUAGCCACGACCAGCCUUCGUGUGUCGCUUCUCUGCCCGCUGGGGAAGAUGCGGCUGAUGAUCCCAUGCCGGGCGCUGACAUGCUCCCACCUGCAGUGCUUUGACGCCACACUCUACAUCCAGAUGAACGAGAAGAAGCCAACCUGGGUGUGUCCUGUAUGUGAUAAGAAGGCCCCCUAUGAACAUCUCAUCAUCGACGGGCUUUUCGUGGAGAUCCUCAACAGCUGCACAGACUGUGACGAGAUCCAGUUCAAGGAGGACGGCAGCUGGGCCCCGAUGAGGUCUAAGAAGGAAGUUCAGGAGGUCUCCUCUGCCUCAUAUAACAACGGCCUGGACGCUUCAUGUCGGACGUCUGCAGGCGCAGAUCAGCGGAGCUCCUCGUCGUCCAGCCACAGCAACGGCAGCAACAGCAAGAAGGUGGAGGUGAUCGACUUGACGCUGGACAGCUCCUCGGAGGACGAAGGACAGGACUCGCCGCCCCCGCCGCCGCCGCCGCUGCCUCCUCCACCCAAAAGAGCGUGUCCCUCUAUGUCCCCGACCUCGCCGCCCGUCAUCAACAAAGGGGUGUUGAACCUGCACCACCAGGCGUCCCCUGUGAGCCGCACUCCCAGCAUGCCGGCUGUGGACACCAGCUACAUCCCUCCUGUUCCCCCGCUCAUCCAGGACUACAGACCCUACUAUCACACCCCCAACGACCUGUCAGAGUUGAACUUCUUCUCGUUUCUUCAAGGCGACAAUCAUCAGUGUGAGGACCUCUCCGAGACCUCUGGUGACUCCAGCAGCUUCUACCAGCAGCUCACUUCCGGCUGUCUUGUGUAUCUCCCACAGCAUUACAACAUGGUGAUGGCGGCGGCAGCCGCCGCUUCAGCCUCAGACGACCACGAGCUGCUGCUCAACCGCUUCCUGCCCUACAGCACCUCCUCCUCCUCCUCCUCUAGCUCCCAGCUGUUCCUCGACCAAUCGGGCGCAUCCUCAGCCUCUUCGCUGAACGUGCCCACCAACGGGGCGAGCAACUCGGGCAGCGCCAGCAGCCUGGUCUCCUCCAGCAGCCUCCGCGAUACUCACUCGUCCUCACACUCCUCACACCAUCCCGGGGUGGUGGCCAGCCGGAGCAGCACUGAAGCAGCUGUGGCAGCUAUUUACGGCGGGAUACCUGACGUUAUAUCGUUGGACUGACUCAAGGCGGGUCGAGGCUACCCUUUGGGCCCGGCUUCGAUCUAGUAAAAGACUUUUUGACUGCAGGGUAAAGUUUUGAUCCAGAAACUACACUGGCCCCAAGUCAUCAAACUCAGCCGUAAAGACAAGAGCACCAAUAUUUAGACGGUUCCCUUCACUGUACUGACCUGAGAACAGCUCUGAGUCAUCACUGAAAGGGUCGGCUGUGACAUUGUGUUGGUAAACUGACUCCAGAUCAGAAACCUGUCCAGCAUGUGAACCCUGCGGCACAAACAGCAGAGAUGCUACCUGAACAAAAACACAGCAGAGGACGGCUCUUUUUUACAAAAGCAAGGAGUGGCACCGUGUACAGAGAACAAAAUCUAUUUUCCUCUUUUACUUUUGUAUGUUAAAUCGGGACAUUUCAGUCUAGUGAGCUGCUUCGAUUGCUGUUUUUAAGUGGACGACUGGAGGUUGUUUCUCUGUUUCUCUCACAGAUGCUUAUACAUACGCCCGUCGCCAUGUGCUCAUCUUUUCUUCUCUUUUAGCUCGAUCCUGCGUUUCCAUUCUCACCUCCUCAGUAUGAGCCUCUCCCCUUUUUCUCUCUCUCUCUCUUGCUCGAGCUCACUUUUUAAAUCAUGGUGAAUUAUUUCUCUAUCCAAUGACAAGGACUUUUCAGACACUGAAUUUACAGUUUAUUCAUGUACUAAUAAUUUUCUUAUGCUUUUUAAGUUAUGUAUGAUAUUUAAACAGUUAGAAAUUAUAUAUAUAUAUAUAUAUAUAUAUAUAUAUAUAUAUAUAUAUAUAUAUAUAUAUAUAUAUAUGCAUUCCUUUUGACCUUCAGGUUAAUGCUGUGGGGAGUGUGCGGGUGGAAAUUAGCCAUUUCCAGUUUUUAAUUUUCACUCUCUGAUUUCCAACUCCUUACAAAGACUCUGCCGGCAUACAGCAUUUAGGAAAGGAGACUUUUAGACUAUUUAUAUUUGCCAAUUAAGAGUUUGGAGCUGGAAGAGUUUUGUUUUUAUUUUUCGCGCAAUGCCAAAAAUAAUAUAUGGUACCUAUGAAUUAUCCCAAUAAUCAGAGUGCAGUUGGAUCUGUGUGCCACAGUGUUCUCAGUCUGAAACUCAAACUGUGUCCUUUUGUCUCUUGUCUUCUCAGAUUUGUGCUUUUGACCGUCGGCAAGGAAUUAUUGUUAAAAAAAAAAGUCAAGCUGUUGUAGCAGCAUCGGGCCUUUUAAAGAGAUAGGCGACCUCGACAUGUGACCACGUUCAAACUAGUGCCUGUUUGUGAGCAUGCUUCACAGCGCGCUCGGGGCGGAGUUGUCAAACUCAAAAGAAUGUCUUAAAAUGGUCACACAUAAACUUUUUUCUUUUGGGAACUGCUUGUGGAAAAGCGUAGAAGAGUGAAAGCAGACAGCUUAGUGCCACCAUGAAUGAGGGGGUGUCAAAAUGCCAACUUACGCCGGGCACAGAGCCAGCUGGGUUAAAAAUACAUGAGCUGUCUGUGACUUAAAAACCCUUCGCGUUAGUCGGCGUGUGAUGUGGAAGUGUCAAAACGAGUCAGAGGUCUGGAUCUCGAUGUUGUUGCCAUUCAGCUGACGUUUGCUCAUGAAUGUAUCGUACAAUUUACAGUGGACACACUUUUGAACCUGAACCUGGAACCUGUGUGUCCUUCAAACUUUCCCAGCGUCCCCUCUGAUCAGCCUCUCCCCGAUGUUCCACCACGAUGAGAUAAUCACUUGGGACAGCCGGCCCCAUCACCUCACAUCCCCGUCCUGUUCUUCAGAAAGUGACUGGGAGACGUCCUAAAUUGACCCCCCCCCCCCUUUUUCUGACAGCCGGAACAAAUCUAAUGUAUUUCCUGUGUUGUGCAGUAUUUUAUUUAUUUUGUAUUCUUAUUUCUAUAUAUUAUAUUUUUGCAAAAGGUUUGAUUUCCGUGGGUGUGUGUGUGUGAGAGAGUCACUGUCACUCGGGAGCUGUUGUGUUAUGAUUUUAUUUAAUGUGCAUUUUAUUAUUCUUUCGAUUCUAUUAUAUCUCCGAAAAGGUACCAUUUAGUUAUUCGUCGUGGAGAUACCUGUGUGUAUCCUGGGAGCUGACACACCCUUUUUAAAAAGGGCACAACACACAUGCUUAAUUAAUGCACAAUGACUCACGAUGAUUUAGAGUACGAGUUAAUCACGGAGGUAUUAUGAAUUCCUGUUGCCUGCUAUGAAGAAACGCCUAAUGGAUCAUUAAAUAUUGAUUAACUCGCAGCUAAUUUGGUGGCGUGCUUGAAUUUUGAUGCCACCAAAUUAGCUCCGACCCCAGUCUCACAGAAAGAGGAAGUACGAAGCUGUUUCUAUCAAACUGGAAGUCGUUUGCAAAUGCUAACGUGUCGCAGCACGACCGACGGGAGAGUUGGCAGAUCACCAUCAGAUUCCUGGCUGAAUAUAAAUGCUGAGCUUAUAGCCGCGUUAGUACGGAGGCCUGGAUGUGCCAGAGUAAAAACUUAGGAAUUCAGAAAAUUAUCAAUAAUUUAAUUUAUAUGCCAUUAAAAGCACUAAAAAGUCAUAUUAAGAAUAAAUAUAGACAUUAAUUGAUUUGUAGGAUGUGACAUAAGUUGCUUGCUUUUGUAUUUAUUUACCCUUGCAAUAAUUCUCCGUGAUGUAUUAUUUUUCUUUGCAUUUCCCCCCCUAUUUAUUUCCCCAAUCGUAUUUAUUAUCUCGUCUUCUUUUUGGCUUUUCUUGAUACAGUUCUGUCAUCGAGCAGACGCGGAGCUGUCAUUCAAAGUGGUUAACUUCAAGUGUGUGUAGAUCGACUGCUGCUCUCACAUUCAGUGGCUGUCUGAGAGUCUCAGACUCACCAGAAUAUAAUACAUAAAUCAAUGAAUUUAAAGUAGAAUAAAUGAAUAGGAACAGUGGGGAAAAAGUUCACAAUAGAAAUAGGAAUUAAAACAAACGUAAAGCAUCUUUUCACUGUAUCUCACAUUUGAUAAAUUAAAGUCUACUUUAUCUUUGUUCAUUUAAUGGCACAUUCAUUUAUGUAGAGCCGUUUAUUUAGUCUUGAUUUUAGCAGUUUGAAUCCUCCCUGAGUUAGCAGCUCGCUCAGUCUGUUCACCACUGUGGUCCAAAAUAUCUCAACAACUGUUGGACAGGUCAUGAAGUGUCGUGUUUCGUCGGAGUUUUGUUUUGUUGUUGUGCCCGAAGCCUUCACUUUUCCUCCAGACCUCAACAUGUCUGAUAUCUUAUGGCGUCAUACCUGCAAAACUGUUCCCAUCUCUCUCAGUACUAAUUAGUGUUAGAGGUUAGUACAGCCUUACGCAGCUGCUAGCAUGGCUGUAGACAUUAUUCUUGUUCUGUCUUACUUCAUUACUAUAUGAAAUAAUGACAUUUGCUUAAGAUUCUUGGAUCAUUUGUCCCUGUUUAUCCACUUGCACCCUUGAUUUUGGUUGUAGUUUGCAAUGCAAAAGGCUCAGCUUCUAUCUUAUAAAUGGGACACAGAGACCACUGGCGUCACACGGCAGCAUGCAGAUGUUAACAUCCGACUCAGUCUGAUAAAACAGCUUCGUAGGCUGAUAAAAUAUAUGAGUCUGCAUUUCUCUAAAGAAAACCAUGUGUCCAAAUUUGGUGGUUUUGAAUUUCCCAGAUACUUUUGUGAGUGGAGAGAAAUCUCCUACUUCUUUAGCUAAAUAAACCAUUUAAGGACUCUGUGGGUUAGCUGCAAAUACUUGGUCACAGUGGAAAUCAGUGUUGUUUUCUUAGCUGGUGAAGGGUGGAGGUUUUGGACAUGCAUGAUUUUCAUAGAACCGGGAUCACAUAUAACAUAUCUGGUGACCAGUGAAUGAAAGUAUAACUAAUCAGACAAACCCAUAGUGAGUUUAUCAUGUCCACACAUGACACAUCGUGGCUCAUGUAUCACUCAAAAGCAUGUGUGCUUGCACCUUCAGUACAAAGUGUAGUUUGCAUAUUAAUCACCAAUAUUCAGAGACUUAAUUGGGAGAUUUAAUUGAUUUGAACGACUUCUUCUUUCCUCAUGUUUGCCACGAGACGUUGCAGCCGGUUACGAUUUCACACAUUAAGUGAGAGAGCAGAUGGCGUGAAUGUGUUUUCUGUUGAAGUGGUCUACAUGAUGAGGGGAUUUGGGGGGGUUCCCCUCAACGUGUUUCAUGCCCACAGCUCCAUCAUGUGGUCCAACAUUGUUAGUUUUCUGAGGGAGAAUCAGUUGUUGUUCAGCUGCUUUUUUUGUAAGAACUCAAGAUUCCAUGCAGGGAGAGAGAAGCUCCUCUGACUCCAUCUCGAGUUAUAGUCACAGGUGUGAACAGGCUCGCAGUGUUUUCACAGCGUUUCUGCAGCAGAUUAUGUGUUUGCUGAACUAAGGCCACUAUGAUCAGCAGUUACUCUUAGCUGUGUUUUCAAAAUCUGCACCGGCGACCUGGACUGAGCAGCUCAGCUCUUUGGCUGUUAGUGAUGAGAAAGGAACAGUUCACCCAAAACACACAUUCAGACAUUAUCUACUCACCUUCAUGCUGAUGAAAAGUCAGGUGAUGGUUCAUCGGAAAACAGUGUUAGAUCAUUGUCCUGAACAAGUGAAGGUGAUGAGGAGUUGUUCUAAAAUGUAAAAAAAACAAAAAAAACACAAAGUGGCUCCGUUCAGCUCAUCCAGCCCUCAGGGUGAGCGCCAGGCUUUAGUGGCCAAACUGUGUAAUUACAACAUCAGAAAGCCUUUCCCCCAGACGCCGACAUGAUGAGUGUCACAAGCUCUGCCAACUGACUCGUGUCACUGUGAUAAUUUGCUUAAAUUAACAUUUGGAGAGUUUAAAAGAGCCACACAGUUAAAUCAUUUCACCCUCAUUCAAGUUAGCCGCGAGCCAAACCCAAAGUCUCAUCUUCGUGCUCCACUGAGCAGCUUUUUUUGUUAGAUUCAUGAGAGUAAUCUAAUCAUUGGAAGCCAUAAAGGUCACAAAUUGAUUUAAAAAAUAAGUUUUUAAUGGCAUGGACAUUUGGUCAGACUUGUGCACCCUCUUCAGAUUGGGCACACUUUUAGCUUAGCAGCUCUGAGACAAGGUUUAAAUAAAGUCUUUUAAAUCAGUUUGGGAUCUCAGGGCUCCUGCAGACUUUGAUCACACUGGACGAGCUGAAUGGAGCCAUUUUAUGUUUUUCUCAGUUUUUUAUUUUUUAUUUAGAGUCCACAUCUCCUUCACUUCUUUAGGAGAAUACUGCAACUUUUUUUUUUUUCCUGUGACGCUCCAGAAAUGUUAUGUUGAUUAUGAAACUUCACCAGACUUUCCAUCAGUACGUGGUCAGCAGAUAAUGUCUGAACUUUUUUAGCUUAACUGGUUUGUUUUGCUCAGAUUGACACUAGCGAACCAACUCAUGAAUGACUCAUUUGGUUCUGUAUUUUUUUUGAACACAGCUCUGUGUGGGUUUGUGCUCAUGAACGACUCGUUCUUCGGCCCGGUGGCUGUUUGCAAAACGAAGAAGCUGACCCAGAAGUUAACGUGGCUCUUAAUGCACAACUGCACCGUGCAGAAGCAGGAUUUGGGAUUCACUGCUGCUCACAAAUCGAUUUAACUCGUUCAAAAAGAACGAUUCGCACACAAAUCUAACAUCAUCACCAGUUGUCAUGAUGUCUCAAAAGGGAAAAGUCAGCAGUGUGUAUAUUAUGUCUGUAUGGAAGACUGAACCUUCAGAUCCAAACGUGGGUGUUUGAUGUCCGUUUGUAUGCUUUUUGUGUGUCACUUCAGAGCGAGAGAAUAAAUUAAUUUAUAUAUUUUUUAGAAAAUGAAAGCUGUACUAUUAUUAAAAAAAUAUAUAAAAAGGACUGUGGCCAAUAAAGAGUCUUACACAACUGAAAUAAUCUCCAAGUCAGACUCAAGUCGACGUGUGCACUCACUGCCUUAAAACAUUCACAGGUUCUGUUUCACAGCUCCGACCCGAGAAAAAUCAUAAAAAGGCUUUUCAAGGAGGGCGAGGAGAGGACGGUGUACAGUAAACCCCUGUCAGUUUGUACAAAUAUACUAAGUGAAAAAAAAUAUUUAUUACCUGCAUUGGAAGAAAUUGUUUACUUAUUGAAUGUUACCUGUUUAUGUAGAAAAGUUUAGAUGUAAUAAAAUGCAUUCUGUUACA
Messenger RNA from Acanthopagrus latus (yellowfin seabream), 8347 nucleotides. Its product is annotated as E3 SUMO-protein ligase PIAS1-like. The coding region runs from base 16 to 2268 and encodes 750 amino acids. Gene Ontology annotation, biological process: protein sumoylation; regulation of transcription by RNA polymerase II. NCBI's taxonomy places the organism in Eukaryota, Metazoa, Chordata, Actinopteri, Spariformes, Sparidae. The transcript is spliced from 13 exons. The record is from RefSeq and is a predicted model, not a curated record. Gene Ontology annotation, molecular function: SUMO ligase activity; zinc ion binding; transcription coregulator activity.